AUGUGUGAUCAAUACAGAAAAUCAUACCGGCUCGGACGUCGCCCGGGUGAACAAGGUCCGCGUCCUCUGUCGAGGAACCAGGACAGAGUCGAAAAAUUGGCGACUGGAACAACAACAACAACAACAACAAAAGAUUCAGCAACAGCAAAUGCAACAACUACGAAUUCAACAACAGCAAAUGCAACAACUACGAAUUCAGCAACAGCAAAUGCAACAACUACGAAUUCAGCAACAGUAAAAGCAAAAGGCUCACCAACAACAACCAAGACGACAACAACAGAUCCAGGAGGAGCCAAAACAAGAAAAACAAAUAAAACAACUACGAAUUUAACAACAACGAAUUCAACAACAACGAAUUCAGCAACAACGAAUUCAGUAUUAGUAAAAACAAGAGAUUCAGUAACAACCAAUACCACGGGAACAUCAACGAGACCAGCAAGGAUAACAAACAAAUGA
Rotaria sp. Silwood2 is the source of this 456-nucleotide messenger RNA. NCBI's taxonomy places the organism in Eukaryota, Metazoa, Rotifera, Eurotatoria, Philodinida, Philodinidae. The record is from the annotation of a GenBank genome assembly.